This is a messenger RNA of Neoarthrinium moseri, 1125 nucleotides long. RefSeq lists its product as uncharacterized. Lineage: Eukaryota; Fungi; Ascomycota; Sordariomycetes; Amphisphaeriales; Apiosporaceae. The coding region runs from base 1 to 1125 and encodes 374 amino acids. The record is from RefSeq and is a predicted model, not a curated record. Gene Ontology annotation, molecular function: methyltransferase activity. The transcript has 3 exons.
AUGGCACAUCCUCAUCAGUACCACUACGACCCGUCUCACGAAUAUGACCUUCCUCAAGAGGAGAAUAUGGGGUCAGUUCCACCAUAUCCCUACCACCUCAUGACCCCGCCGCCGCCGCCGCCACCACAAUUCCCGUCGCAAUUCUCUCCACCUCUACUUCUACCACCACAGCUGCUAGCUUCAUACGUGCCGCCACAAGUACCGGUUCAAUCUCAGGUGAUGACACAGCAAUACUCGCCGUUUCUCGUAGAUGAGGAGACAUACAACUUUGGGCAGUAUGACUAUGUUCCAUCCCAGGCAAUGACGCAACCCCCCGACAUGGAGGAAUUUCUCCUGGCCCCACCUCCGAACCCAGAACCAGACACGCAUGAAGUGACUGGUACUUCGAUCAUCGCGCCGGGCACAAUUGCAGACAGUAAUGGACGUCUUUACCAAGGAUAUCGAGAGGGGCGUUACUUCUUACCGAACGACCCCGGGACUGGCAUUUGGGCCUCAGAAUUCGCGGAGCAACAUCCAGAGAGUCACGUAAUUGGUAGUGACUUGACGUUGAUCCAGCCGGAGGCCAGAGUUCCUAACUUAAGCUUUGUCCAAGAGGAUUCGGAGGAGUUAUGGGUCCACAGCCAACUCUUUGAUUAUAUCCACCUUCGGUAUGUCUACACGUGCUUCGAUGACCCCCGGACUGUUAUUAGAUCGGCAUUCGAGAAUCUCAACCCGGGUGGAUGGAUCGAGUUCCAAGACUCGGCAAUGGAGCUUCAUUCUGCGAAAGGUGCCGCCUAUAUAGCUGACAACCCUUUAAAACGGCUUAUGGAUCUCGCGGUUGAAGGCGCGGCUAGACAGGGCCGAGACAUUCGCGUCUCGAGGCAUUUUAAGCGAUGGUUGGAAGAAGCUGGCUUCGUUGAUGUCGUCGAGAAGAAACUAGCAAUCCCCGCCAAGGAGUGGCAUCCAAGCCCGAAGUUAAAGAAGGCUGGCAAGUAUUUCAGCAGGAUGAUGAUGGAUAGCCUUCGGGGGAUCGCGUACAAGAUGAUUCAAGGCAACGGGCUUACCGGAGACGAGAUCGACGAGGUGGUGACGCAGGGCAAGACACAGGUCCGCAACUUGGACAUGCAAGGAUUCUUUCCUUUGUAA